Molecule: messenger RNA, 1107 nt
Organism: Ylistrum balloti
Lineage: Eukaryota; Metazoa; Mollusca; Bivalvia; Pectinida; Pectinidae
Product: putative acyl-CoA synthetase YngI
Exons: 1
Coding region: 40-1107 (355 amino acids)
Source: RefSeq, a predicted model, not a curated record
CCAUCUCGGAUCCUUCCCGAGUCCACUGCUGUUGUUCUAAUGACGUCAGGAUCCACCGGAGAUGCAAAAAUGAUAGAGCAUUCCCAUUUCGGGUUGGUAAACACCGCAUCAUCUUUUAUGCUGUCGAGAGGCUUAGACGAGGCAGAUAGUGGUGGUGCGAUGUACAAUGACAGGCCUUUCUCUUGGGUAGGAGGUUCCGUAAUCUAUGGUCUUCUAAAUGGUGACACGCGAGUAUUUAGAGAUGGGCGACUAACUAUGAAGAAAGAUGGUGUGUUUGGCCUUUGGAAAGCUGUUGUAGAAGAAAAAUGCACCAAUGGUUUUUUCAUGCCAUCAACAAUUUUGGAUCUGAUAGAAAAUAUUGAAGAAAUCACGAAGAGUAAAUAUCGCUUGAAGGCAAUUCUCACAGGUGGUCAAAUGAUCAGCUCGCAGAUCGUUGAUGUACGCAAGAAACUGUGUAAGACGGUUGUGUCGUUGUAUGGGCUAACAGAGAUCUCAGUUGUGACAAGUAUAGAGUUGGAUCCUUCUACGCUUCCCGGGACUCUUGGUUCUCUUUUUGAAGGGGUUGAGGUUAAGAUUGUCGAUAGCGAUUCAAAUACGUUGCCUCGACAACAGUUGGGAGAAAUUUGUUUUAAAUGCCCUUGGAUGUUAAAGGGUUAUAGGAAAGCUUCAACAAAGCGCAGAAAUGCCAUCUCUGACGGAUGGAUGAAUACUGGCGACAUCGGAAUCAUAGAUAUCGAAGGGAACCUCGUCAUCAAAGGCAAAGCAGAAAGUGUCAUUAAACGACAUACACUUAAAAUCUUAUCCGGAGAUGUAGAGGAGUGCAUCGCUACAUUACCAGGUGUUAAGCGAGUCGUCAUCAUUGCUGUACCAGAUGCUCGUUCGAAUGAAGAGGUUUGCGCAUGUGUGGUUCUUGAUCAAAGUUCGGGGAUCACCAUGGAUGAAGUUAAAACACAUUGCAAAGAAAAACUCGGAGACAACAUAACAGGCUACGCUCCGACGUAUUAUCUGCAGUUUCAAGUCAUUCCUAUGCUUGGAACAGGAAAACCUGAUAGAAUGAAAAUUAAACACGAUGCUUUAGAAUUGAUUAAUCAGAAGCAAUGUGUAUAA